This is a messenger RNA of Dreissena polymorpha, 1816 nucleotides long. Its product is annotated as tubulin beta-4B chain-like. Gene Ontology annotation, cellular component: cytoplasm; microtubule. Gene Ontology annotation, molecular function: GTPase activity; GTP binding; structural constituent of cytoskeleton. The transcript has 5 exons. NCBI's taxonomy places the organism in Eukaryota, Metazoa, Mollusca, Bivalvia, Myida, Dreissenidae. The record is from RefSeq and is a predicted model, not a curated record. The coding region runs from base 111 to 1451 and encodes 446 amino acids. Gene Ontology annotation, biological process: microtubule cytoskeleton organization; mitotic cell cycle.
ACUAGAAAACUGUGUAAUUUAUAAAUUCAAGCGCAGUGGUGUGUUAGUCAUCGUAACGGCUGGAGUCGCCUGGUGAGGGAAGGAACGUUGUUCAGUGAAAACUAUUUAACAUGCGUGAAAUCGUUCAUCUUCAAGCUGGUCAGUGUGGAAACCAGAUUGGAGCCAAGUUCUGGGAGGUGAUCUCCGACGAGCAUGGUAUCGAUCCCACCGGAUCCUACCACGGUGACUCCGACCUUCAGCUCGAGAGAAUCAACGUCUACUACAAUGAAGCUUCCGGUGGAAAAUAUGUUCCCCGCGCAGUGCUUGUUGAUCUUGAGCCGGGAACAAUGGAUUCCGUGAGAUCAGGUCCGUUCGGACAGGUCUUCAGGCCUGACAACUUUGUGUUUGGACAGAGUGGUGCAGGCAACAACUGGGCUAAGGGUCACUACACAGAGGGCGCAGAGCUUGUUGACUCCGUGCUUGACGUUGUCCGCAAGGAGGCAGAGUCAUGCGACUGCCUGCAGGGGUUCCAGCUGACACACUCGCUCGGUGGUGGUACCGGAAGCGGCAUGGGAACGCUGUUGAUCAGCAAGAUCCGCGAGGAGUACCCAGAUCGAAUCAUGAACACAUUCUCCGUAGUGCCAUCGCCAAAGGUAUCAGACACAGUUGUUGAGCCUUACAACGCCACCCUGUCCGUUCACCAGCUUGUUGAGAAUACCGACGAGACCUACUGCAUAGACAACGAGGCUCUCUACGACAUCUGCUUCAGAACACUUAAACUUACCACCCCCACAUACGGAGACUUAAACCACCUCGUGUCCGCCACUAUGUCCGGUGUGACCACGUGUCUCCGAUUCCCGGGUCAACUGAACGCCGAUCUCCGCAAACUCGCCGUGAACAUGGUGCCCUUCCCGCGUCUGCAUUUCUUCAUGCCCGGGUUCGCUCCACUCACAUCCCGUGGUAGCCAGCAGUACAGGGCCCUUACCGUCCCUGAGCUCACACAGCAAAUGUUCGACUCAAAGAAUAUGAUGGCUGCCUGCGACCCGCGUCACGGCAGGUACCUGACUGUCGCUGCCAUCUUCCGAGGUCGCAUGUCCAUGAAGGAAGUCGACGAACAGAUGCUGAACGUGCAGAACAAAAACAGCAGCUACUUCGUUGAGUGGAUCCCCAACAACGUGAAGACCGCUGUUUGUGAUAUCCCUCCACGUGGUCUUAAGAUGUCUGCCACCUUCAUUGGCAACAGCACCGCCAUCCAGGAGCUGUUCAAGCGCAUCUCUGAGCAGUUCACCGCUAUGUUCCGUCGUAAGGCUUUCCUCCACUGGUACACUGGCGAGGGCAUGGAUGAGAUGGAAUUCACUGAGGCAGAGUCGAACAUGAACGACCUUGUUUCUGAGUACCAGCAGUACCAGGACGCCACCGCCGAAGAGGAGGGCGAAUUCAACGAGGAGGAGGCUGAAGCUGAACCAGAGUAACCGAAACAGAUAGCGCAACUAUUUAAACAGACUCUGAUCGAACAUGCUUAUCGAAAUCCUAUUUAACAAAAUGUGUACUCGAUUUAGUCUUAUAACAGUGGCAUAACAUCACAAGUAUUCUUCGCUUAAAUGAUGCAUAAAAUAACAACAUCGACACACGCCAACAGAACAAACACUACCAUCUAUACAACAUUUAAACAAUUUAACAACACAUUAAUAGGGAUGAUGUACCUUUCGUCUAAAAUGUGCAAUACAAUAAAAACUCUACCUCUUUUCCGUGAACACUUUGCAUUUCUCUCUGUCCCCUCUAAUGAUCUGUCUUCGUGUUGUUAAGUCAAAAAGAUCAAUACAUGUAGUGAAAAUAC